Molecule: messenger RNA, 3783 nt
Organism: Laetiporus sulphureus 93-53
Lineage: Eukaryota; Fungi; Basidiomycota; Agaricomycetes; Polyporales; Laetiporaceae
Exons: 18
Coding region: 1-3783 (1260 amino acids)
Source: RefSeq, a predicted model, not a curated record
AUGGAGACGCAACUUAGGGUCACGCUUAGAGUCACGCAGGCUGUCAAUCACCUCCUGCCGCCACUGAUCAUUUCCUUCUAUCACCGCGAGUACUCGAAGAUCUUCUCUGAGUACUCAUCACAGGCUACCACGGAUUCGGCCCUCCCCGAACAGCGCCAGUCAUCGAUCACGCAGCAUAACAGUUCAACAGCCUCUAACGCAGGCAUCAAGCAUACCAGCAUAUGGCGAAGCUUAGAAGUCGAAAGAUAUAGCUUCACUAGAGCUGUCCGAGUUUGGAGGACGCUCCCCACAGGGCGCGAAGUGGAUACAACAUCGUCCGUGCUUGCGGACGAUUUGUUAAGUGAUCUUGUCCAAAAUGCUGCCAGUCUUCGCGAGCGGAAGAUGAUCAAUUGUUCCCGGGGAUACAACGUCGAUACAUUCGAACGCGACCGACUGCGCGGCCGUAUAUCCUCUCUUCAGCAACAGGAAACCCUGCGCCCGUCGGCGUACUCAUACGGCUCAGGAAACGAGGAGAUACCAAGCAUUGGACUCUAUCCUCCUCCACAUGUUCCUGGGAGAAUCACACAGCCAGGAGCGUACAUCAGCGAGAUCGGCAAGGUUAUGAGUCAACAUGCGAGUUCUAGGCAGGAGGACGAGCGGAUCCGCAAUGUGACGAGAAACAGUUCAAGUAAGACAUCUCGACAUCCAUUUUCAUCAAUGCUAACUACUCGCGAAUUGGCGGGUGGACUAGACAAUCAGCAGACCGUCCUAUUGCCUACGCGCAUGACUACGACAGAUGAAAUGGUACAGAUUCCUGCACGAUCACGCUCCCGAUCGCCUACGGACCUGUCUGAAACUUUCACCUCCCCUGCUCAUGCGGGUAGACUACACAAUCGACAGAUCCUCGGUGUGUUCCAGCAAAGCGCGACUAGAGGCGGGUUUCAUGCAGGACUUCAGCGUUCAACUCGAUUUCGGUCUCAAUCGCCUGCGAGCCUACCUGCCACGUCCGACAUCCCUGCUCACCAUAAAACAAUACAGAUAGGUGGACACUCUGUUGUGGAGACUGGGUCCUCAGCACGCUUGCCGGUUACCACGGGAAACUUUUCCGUAGACAACCAAUUCAGUCAAGCGGCCGCAAGCCUCAUUUCGCCCAAUAUCCACGCGACCGGCCAUCUCUCACGAAGUCCCUCUCGCGACCUCCCUCAGAAAUCGGACAGUCGCCCUUCUAUGAGGGUUGGGUCGAAAGGGCUCAUGCCGAUCAUGGAGGAUCCACGCGCAGAAUCGGUUGUGACGGCAGGCCAAAGACGAGGUACGCCUUUCAGAAGCGUCGAUCAAGUAUCGAGCAAGGCAGACGUCCGCGCACAAUACGGUAGCAAUUCUGAUGGACCUGCCCCAGAAGGAAGGGUUGCCGACACUGAAUGGAACUCCUACGACGACGAUGACGAUGAUGACGGCGAUGGAGGCGACAACGCCACCAUACUGAAAGAGUUCGAGCUCAUAGACUCCUCUUUUCAGGCUGUCGCAAAAUGUUUGAACAUAUCCUUGGGGGACGUGCUUGCGCGCUAUGACACCUACCGACUGGACUCAGAGGAGGAGCAGCUUGCGUACAAACUCUAUGAAGGCUACUAUUCGGAACACGUCAUGGAAGAAUCCAGCCGAGUGCCCGCAGCCACGAAUGACAACGAGAGCAAUGACACUGAUCACAUAUGCAACUGUUGGCGACAAUUCCGACGCACCCAUCCUAUGACGUGGCCAUCUAUCAUCAAGCUUGAAGACAGAAUGUCCGACAUCGCCAUUGAUGGCAAUGCGCCUCAAGAACGCGAGCAUCUGUCAAAUUACUUCACGCAAAAGCUGACAUCCUUGCUCAACGCUCUUGCUGAGAAUCACGGAUUGCAUUCCGUGCUGAUCAUGGCUGGGAAUAACAUCGUGAAGGAUGGCGGGAUAGGAAUGGCGUACGAAUCGUCGGAAAGUGAGGGAUUCCUAUGCAAGCUCACCCACGCGUCAACCGAUGAAGCCAUUGGGCAUCUCAAAGCUCAUGUCUGGCAUAAUCACUCUACCGCUUGUCUGGAGAAGAUCUAUGCGCAUCGGAUACUACAUGGAGCUCCAGAACCAGGCUUUGACCAACUGCCUGCCGAAGCUCCUGCAAACGCAGGUGAACAGGCUGAUUUUGACGAACCCGUUGUUGAUGACUUCCCUGUCAAUUUGGAUACGCUCCUCAGCCAGAUCAAGGAGAACAUAAAGAUAUUGCUUCGAGACCAUCAGAUCACGUAUACGAAAAAGUUCCCUUGGGUGACGCUCUUGCGUUUGCUUGCUGAGAAUCAUCUCGUCUGUGAGAACUGGCCGGAAAAGGUCCACUAUCCUGGGCAAUGGGGAACGAGCAAAGGUAUACAAGAGCUGAACGGAGACGAGAGGCAAACUCUGUGGCGUGCGCUUACACAGGGUGCUGAGGAGCGGCGUGUUAGAAUUCGGAAGCGUGAACUACAUGAAGUUCACGGCGUGGAUGAAGUUCUCGUCAUGCUGGGCGAAUCUCCCUCCGGACCUGGUGAAAGAGGAUUGCGCGUGUUCAUCUCCUUGCCAGGCUUCCAAACGAAGGUUGACUGGCUCGGUCUACAAAACGGACAGUUGCGUAACGACUCUGAGCAGGAGCGGUCAGAUAUGCGAAAACGGAAAUUGGAUAUAGACGAUGUUCCAAUCAAAAGGGUUCGAUACUCGGUUGUUUCUCAAGGAGGGGUUCAACAUGAGAUCUUGCCGUCAGAUGACAUUGACGAGGACGGGGUGUCCUCGGAAUGUAACGAACUGCCGACUGAUGACAUACAACUUGACGAAGCCGGCGUCGCCAAUGUCAUUCAGUCUUCUUUGGCGCUUUCGAAUGCGUCGAGCAAAGCAAAAGCGCUGGAUUCAGAAGUGGAAUUUACACACUCUGAAGGAAAGCGGCGACAAAUCGACGAAGGAUCUGACAUGACGUCGGGGCCGGGGUCAUUCGAGGCACGGGCAAAACAUGAAGCCGGAGAACAUACACGCUCUGCAAGAAAGCGGCGACAAGUCGAUGAAGGAUCUCACACGAUGUCGGGAGAGACGCGAGCAUACCAUAACGUCGGCACACUCUUGACUCAUGUCCAACCGCCGACACCCGCGAAGCCUCUAGCUGCAGUCAGCUCAGGGCUCAGCAAGUCCGUCACCUCCCAGCAAUCGAUUGGGGCGAGUCAUGGAGCUGCUAUAAUGGAGAGGGCACCCUCUGGUUCUACCCAGUCAGCGGGGCGGGAUGCACAAGCCAUACAGGAGGACGUCAAGGACCGGAAUGACUCCUCGGAGCUCUCUCGUCCAAGUUAUGCGCACCCAAUUGGGUCUGUUCACCACGGGACGGAGCACUACGCUGACGAUUGGGACGGGAGGCAUGGCAUUCUGGGAACUAGCACCGGGAAUAUCAUAUCCACCCCGCACAUGCCCGUCACAACUGCUGGCCAUGCAGAAGCUGCAGUGCCUUUACCUGACAACUCGCACCACGACACCGUAUUCAAUAUGGGGACGCCUUAUGCGAAUGUAACCGCGCCUACGCAGCUGGAGCUAGGUCGAAGCUAUGUCCGGUACCCGCAGGAGGUCCUAGAUCUGGCCGAGCAGGUUUGGGUCUUGAGGAACAUGGGAGUCCUUGCAACUGCAGCUCGUGGUACGAGGCCCGAACAUGAAUCCAGUGGCGGCAUUGUUCCGGAAGGGACCUUUAGCAGCGAGUACAAUGCUUUCUUGUCGCGUCUACCUGAAGAACCACUUCAGAAAGAUUUAGAGCUCGACAGUCUCUUUCAAUUCUAG